Molecule: messenger RNA, 633 nt
Organism: Penicillium psychrosexuale
Lineage: Eukaryota; Fungi; Ascomycota; Eurotiomycetes; Eurotiales; Aspergillaceae
Exons: 3
Coding region: 1-633 (210 amino acids)
Source: RefSeq, a predicted model, not a curated record
AUGGCUGGCUCUUCCUCCCCGGCUGGAAAGCCUGAGAAGACCAUGUCGUCAACUCUAUUGACCAUGAAGUUCAUGCGACGCGCUGCAGCUGCCAAAGAAACUCAAAGCCCAUCCUCGGAUGCUAGCCCGCACAACUCCAAGCGCCCCCGUCUCUCCACCGAGGCUGAGAGCCCUCGCACCUCAGAUAUGGAUGCGAUCGCGGCUGCACUUGCUGCCGAAGAAGAAAAGCGGCAAAAUGCCGUCGCACGAGCAGCCGCAGAGGCCGGCGAGACACACUGGGUUUUGGACUUUCCUGCUACAUCCCAGUCCACUCAGCAGCCUAUGGUAUUGGCGGCAGAUUCGCUGGAUGCAGAUGACGAUACCCACUCCGGUGGUCGGCGUGCAUAUGGCAAUUUCAAGCGCAACAAGCGCAAGCCCGAGGACGAUGAAGAUGAAGACACCAUAGUCAACCCGUCGAAUCCAGAAGAGGUUGCCAAAAUGCAAGAAAAAUCUAGACUCAAGGCAGAAGCCAAAGCAGGAAAAACACGACAGACGAAACUGUCUGAACUCACUAGUAUAUCUGGCUCUGGCCGAGCGUCUUUGUUGGGAGCCCCCUCCUCUGACAAGAAAAAGAAGAAGCGCAAGAGCUACUAA